AAAUGAAGUACGAAUGCGACUUGUUGUCGAAAAUUCCGCGAGAAGAAGGGCCUCGCCUGUUGCGGGAGCCGGACGCCGCGUGGAUGCUGGUUCGCAACUUUUUGGCGUUCGACGCGCGCGAGCCUCGCUCGAUUUACGUGGUCGAGCUGCGGGACGAGGAUGGCGCUCGGGAGUCCUGGAUAGAGCGGAUGGAAGGGCAGAUUUUGCGCAUGUCGGCCGUCUCCUCGUGUUGUGCGCACCUGACCACGGACGCGUGGCCCCGCGUCGGCGCGACUCGGCCGAGCUUUGCGAUGGAACAGGACGAAGUCAGCUACAAGGAGGGCAUUCGACGCUGCCUAGAGAGGAUCGGACAGGGCGAAAGCUAUGAGCUUUGUCUCACGAACAAAGUCAUCGUAGACCCGUUCCCACUGGAGCCGUACAGCGUUUACCGGUAUUUGAGGAAGGUCAAUCCGGCGCCCUACGCGGCCUGGCUGGAAUUUCCGAGGUUUUGGAUUCUGUCGAGCUCGCCCGAGAAGUUUCUGACGGUCGGCUCGGACGGCUGGGCGACGAGCAAGCCCAUCAAGGGAACGGCGCCUCGGGGGAGGACGGCGGAGCAAGACGAAGAGCUGAAGAGGGGGCUGAAGGCGAGCCAAAAAGAGUUUUCGGAAAAUUUGAUGGUCGUCGAUUUGGUACGACACGAUCUCGGAAAAGUUUGCCGAAUCGGCAGCGUUGGCGUCCCGGAGCUGAUGAAGGUGGAGAGCUACCGCACGGUGCACCAACUGGUCAGCAGAGUAACGGGGAGGCUCCGAGGCGACAAGAGCGCGCUGGACUGCGUGCGAGAGAUGUUUCCGCCGGCGAGCAUGACCGGGGCCCCGAAGUUCCGGUCGGUGAGGAUUUUACAAGAAUUGGAGAAGUUCAAACGUCGCGGCGCGUAUUCAGGAGCCCUGGGCUACGUGUCGCUUUCCGGAGAGUGCGACUUGUCGGUGGUGAUUCGGACGGCGGUCAUUUGGAGGCGCGGGGCGGGCUCGGUCUGCGCGGUGGGGUGCGGGGGCGCGAUCGUGGCGGACAGCGACGCGGAGCGAGAGUUCGAGGAGGCGCUGCUGAAGGCGAAUUCGCUGUUGUACGCGACGGUCAAGGCGUUUUACGACUGCGCCACGCGGGGCGAGACGAGCGCGGGGAGCCAGGCGGAGGACGUGCCGGGGAGCUCGUCUCGGGGCCCCGCGCGGGCGGAAGGCGCGAGUCGCGAUCCGGCAGGCGGCAGCGAUAGAGGAGCGGAGCGGAUCGUUGACGGGUUCGAGCUUUUUUUCUCGCCAAUUCGAAAAACGUUGUACCGCACAAUUAGUCCUGUGUUCGUCGAAGCGUGCGACCCGGAGGCGAGGGUGCCGAUCCGCUGGGUGGGGUCCCGGCCGGAGCGGUUCGACGGGGUCAGGUAUCUGGAGGAACUAGGGCCGAGAGGAGUGGACCUCGGGUUGGAGAGGAUUCGGUCCGUGUUGAGUUUUUUUUCGGACCCACAAGAGGCGUACCCGAUUAUCCACGUGACGGGGACGAACGGGAAGGGUUCGGUUUGCGCGACGCUCUCGUGCAUACUGGAGGAGGCCACGUACGAAGUGGGGUUGUUCACGUCUCCAUUUUUGCUCAGCUGGCGCGAGUCUAUAUGUGUGAACCAAACCCCCAUACAAGCGAGCGACUGGGACUGGACUUUGUAUAGGAUAUACGAGGCGACUUCGGAGCUGAGGGUCGAGCUCAGCCAAUUCGAGGCGUUGACGGUCUGCGCGUUCCUGCACUUUCGCGAUCGCCGCGUGGACGUGGCGGUGGUGGAGGUGGGCAUGGGCGGCCGCCUGGACGCGACCAACGCGGCGACAAAGAGUCUGGUGUCCGUGGUGACGUCCGUCGAUUACGACCACGAGGCCUUUUUGGGGAGUACUCUGGGCGAGAUUGCCCGCGAAAAGGCAGGGAUAUUGAAGUUCGGGUGUCCGGCGGUGGUGUCGAGGCAAGUUCAAGGGGAGGCGCUCGAGGUGAUCAGAGAAGCGGCGAAGCGACUCAACGUGUCGCUCGCGAGCGACGAGCUGGCUCCGUCGGCGCUGACCUGGGAAGGCGCGCAGAUCGAUCCGACGCUCUUCUCGCUGAGGGGGCGAGAACAGCUCGCCAACCUCGAAGUGGUGGCAACGGUGCUGAAGGCCGUCAAGAGCCAAUUUAGCCUGAUCGACCUGAAAUCCAUAGAAUCCGGCCUAACGAAGGUGAGAUGGCCCGGUAGAAAGCAACACGUGAUAUGGACAAACGGCGUGCGCAUAUUAAUUGACGGCGCCCACAAUCCGAGCGGCGUUCGAACGCUUCGACAUUUUUUGGACGUUCAGCACCCAAAUCAAAAAAUACAGUGGAUCAUAGGCAUGAUUUCCACUAAAAGCCACAGGCGAUGCCUAGAGCAGCUCCUGCGUCCGGGCGACUCGGUCUGGACCGUCCCCGUAAUCCCGAACGUCUCGUGGCUUCACUCCGUCGACCAGCGCGCCUUGUUGUCUCUCGCGCGCGAGGUGGAAGAAGACCUCAGCGAAAGCGCCUCUUUUUCUUCCCUCGGACAGGUCCUCAGCAAAUUGGAAGACCCCGAGCGGGACCAGAAGGGCCUCGUGCCCGUCAUGACGGGAUCGCUCCAUCUCAUCUCCAACCUCCUUGAACUCGUCCACGCGCGUCGGAUACAACCGUUCGGACUUCCAGCACCGAGGUUUCGUCUGCUCGAAACCGUCCUGUGGUCCCCGGCGCCCGACCGGCCCCUGUCGCGAUUCUCGGACUUGGAAGACCACUUGAAGCGACUAAAGCGCUCCGCGCAAUGCUUCGGCUUCAAACUUCACCUCAACUACCUGAGGACCUGUCUGGCGCACCACUCGGCAGAGUGGAAGCGAAGUCACGCGCACGCGCUGAAAGCUCGCAUACUCGUGAGCCAAGACGGGGACGCGUCCGUCGAGGCCUCGCCACUCCGACCAACCAACUCGCCCUACAAAAUUCAGAUCUGCAAGUUUCCAGUCGACUCGAACAACGUAUUUCUCCGCCACAAGACGACCAACCGCAGUCUGUACCAAUCCGCCCUCGCCUCCGCCUCGCCCCAGGCCGACGACGUCGUCCUCUGGAACGAACGCAACGAGAUCACCGAAACGACCAUCGCCAACGUCGAGGUGAAACUCCCGAGCAGCGACGGACGCGUCCAGUGGGUCACUCCUCACGCAUCGAGCGGACUCCUGAGAGGAAUCGAAAGGGAAAAACGCAUCCAACGAGGAGAAGUCCUGGAAAAAGUCAUAAAAAUCGAGGAUAUCGAGGAUCGCGAAAUCUACCUAAUCAAUUCACUGAGAGGAAGAUGGAAAGCGGAAUGGGUCGACUCUGCUCCAGCUCAAUAGAAGGUCCUAUAAAAAAAAAAAAAAAAAAAAAAUGGUACAAC
Molecule: messenger RNA, 3403 nt
Organism: Schistocerca gregaria
Lineage: Eukaryota; Metazoa; Arthropoda; Insecta; Orthoptera; Acrididae
Exons: 1
Coding region: 3-3362 (1119 amino acids)
Biological process (GO): L-tryptophan biosynthetic process; folic acid-containing compound biosynthetic process
Molecular function (GO): tetrahydrofolylpolyglutamate synthase activity; ATP binding
Source: RefSeq, a predicted model, not a curated record